This is a messenger RNA of Dermatophagoides farinae (American house dust mite), 2469 nucleotides long. The record is from RefSeq and is a predicted model, not a curated record. NCBI's taxonomy places the organism in Eukaryota, Metazoa, Arthropoda, Arachnida, Sarcoptiformes, Pyroglyphidae.
GUGCUGGUAGUAAUAGCGGUGGUGGUGUUGGUGGUGGUUGUGGUGGCGGCCGUUUAUUGAAUAGUGCAUUAAAAACACGUGGAUCAACAAUAUCAUUGAUGACAAAUCAUCGUUCAUCAUAUAUAGGUGAAGAAGAACAUUAUCAUUUACAGCAACAUUAUUUUGCAACAACUGGCCGUAAAGAUACAAUAAUAAGUAUUGGAAAAAAUUUUCAAAUACAAUUUAAAAGCCCUUCAACACAUUGCCUUUCAUGGCGUUAUCGUACUGGUUUAGAAAAAUUUCUUAUAUUUCUAUUAUUUGCAUCGAUUAUAAUAUUACUAGCUUAUAUUUACAUUCCUUAUUUAUAUGGUAAUUCUAAUGAAAUACAGGUCUGUACAUCGAUGGAAUGUGUGAAAACAUCCGCAUCAUUAUUGAGUGCAAUGGAUCUGAAUGCAGAUCCAUGUGAAGAUUUUUUUCAAUUUGCCUGUGGUAAUUGGGUAAAAAAACAUAUAAUACCAGAGGAUCGAUCCAGUUUGAGUACAUUUGAAGUGAUGGCCGAUGAUUUACAAAUUAUACUGAAAGAUUUAUUGGAACAAUUGCCAAACAGUGCGGAUAAUAGUGCAACAUUGAAAGCAAAACGUUUCUAUCAAUCCUGUAUGAAUAUACAAAAAAUUAAUCAAAUUGGCGUACAACCAAUAUUGGAUGCAUUACAAGAAGUAGGUGGAUGGCCAGUAUUAGAUCGUAAUUGGAAUGAAAAGGAUUUAACAUUGGAAAAUUUAUUGGGAAAAUUACGUGGUGAUUAUAAUCAACCAAUUAUUGUUGAACAAUAUGUUGGUCCGGAUGAUCGAAACUCAUCAUUAAAUAUAAUACAAUUUGAUCAAACUAGUCUUGGUUUACCGAGUCGUGAAUAUUUUCUAAAAGAACAACCAAACAAAGAAAAAGAUGCCUAUCUAGAAUUAAUGAUUGAUAUUGCCGAAUUACUUGGAGCUGAUCGUGAUUAUGCUACGGAAGAGAUGACAAAAGUUUUAGAAUUCGAAACACAACUUGCCAAUUCAUCAAUGCCUGAAGCUGAUCGUCAUGAUACCAGUGCAAUUUAUAAUAAACGAACUAUAAAACAAUUGAAACAAUUAGUACCGGAAUUUGAUUGGAUGGUUUAUUUGAAAAAUUUUAUGCCCAUAGAUAUUGAUUCAAACGAAGAGGUGGUCAUCUAUUCAUUGGAUUAUUAUCAACAAAUGGGUAAAUUAUUGAAAAGAAUCAUGUCUGAAGAUCGUCGUAUUAUAAUCAAUUAUGCUGUUUGGCGAUUAAUGAAAAGUAUAUUACCAUUUUUGGAUAAUGAAUUCGGUGUGAAACGAGCAAAAUUUCGAAAAAUUUUAUUCGGAAUAUCGGCUGAUCGUACAAGAUGGAGUCAAUGUGUUGAAUUGGUGAAUAAAAAAAUGGGUAUGGCUGUCGGUGCAUUAUUUAUACGUGAUAAUUUUGAUCCAAAAAGUAAAGAGAUUGCCAUUGAAAUGAUACAUAAUAUACGUGAAGCAUUUAAUGAAUUAUUGAAUUUUAAUAAUUGGAUGGAUAAUGAAACAAGACAAGUAGCCAAAGAAAAAGCCGAUGCUAUUAAUGAACGUAUUGGCUAUCCAGAAUUGUUGACUAAUCCAAUACAAUUGUCAAAGGAAUAUAAUUUUCUUGAAAUACAUGAAGAUAAAUUCUUGCAAAAUAUAUUGAAUGUAUUUCGCUUUGAGGCAUAUAAAAAUCUAAUGAAAUUAGGAAUGGCCGUAGAUAAAGAUAGCUGGACUACCGAUCCAGCCGUUGUGAAUGCAUUUUAUAGCCCGAAUAAAAAUGAUAUUGUCUUCCCUGCUGGUAUAUUACAACCAUUAUUUUAUUCACAUUAUUUUCCCAAAUCAUUAAAUUAUGGUGGAAUCGGUGUUGUAAUUGGACAUGAAAUAACGCAUGGUUUCGAUGAUCGUGGUAGACAAUUUGAUAAAAAUGGUAAUAUGAAACAAUGGUGGAAUAAUCGAACAAUCAAACGUUUUCGUGAACGUGCACAAUGUAUUAUUGAUCAAUAUUCAAGCUAUGUAUUGGAAGAUAUUAAUGCUAAUGUUAAUGGCCGUAUGACACAAGGUGAAAAUAUUGCCGAUAAUGGUGGACUGAAACAGGCAUAUCGUGCAUUUAAAAAAUGGGAAAAACGUAAUGGUAUUGAACCAUUAUUACCUGGCCUAAAUCUAACACAUGAUCAGCUUUUUUUCCUAAAUUAUGCUCAGAUCUGGUGUGGAUCAAUGAGACCAGAAGAUGCAUUGAAUAAGAUUCGAUCAUCCGUACAUAGCCCUGGACCUAUUCGUGUACUUGGACCAUUAUCGAAUUCAUAUGAUUUUUCCAAUGCAUAUAGUUGUGAAAUUGGUAACCGAAUGAAUCCGAUUAAAAAAUGUACCGUUUGGUAAAUGGAACCAAAAAACAAAAAACAAGACAUUUAUCAUCAAUUUUUUGUUUGUUUUUAUUAUUAUU